AUGGGUGUUCACAGAUUCCUUUGCCACGCGACUACAGAUCCUGCUCUCGACUCUUACAGGAAGGUCAGCGCAAAGAAGGUAACUGCAUCAGCGUUAGCCAAGCUUGCGGCCCAGCCUGAUGGCGGUUGCAUCCGCACUGGGCCCUUCGACCCCCCCAGACCCCACCGCGAGACAGAACGCGUUCCAGCACAUGAUGGCGACUUCUGCUGCAUCAAGGGUGUUCCCGAAAAUUCGUUCGAGGCUUCCAGUGUCUCAUUGUGCAACUUCUUCAAGCGGAUCCUCCAAGAAAUCUGCUCCGCCCAAGCCAUCCGCGAAUCAAUCCAAGGCUCCCUCCAUAACUUCAUUUCUUACCGCCUCAUCCAGCACACCAACAGAUACGUCGCGAAGCCUCAAGUGGAGCCUCAAGUGGAGCCUGAAGUGGAACCGGGCGUACCGGAUGUAUUCUGGGACGAGAGAAGCCGUUACUAUCACGUAGACUACUGGGCGGGCAUGACAGCUUCCGACAUGAGAAGUGCGAUUGGGAGGAACAUAGAUUCUGAGGUAUUUCGGAGGAACACGCCUGGUUUCUCAGGAAAUAGGAAAAGUUCAACACCUGCCAUCGACGAUGAGGCUAGCGACAGUGCAGCAACAACGAACACGCCAAAGAAGGGGACAAAACGCAAGGCUGAGGUCUAUGAGCAGGAUAGCAUUGAGCAGGGGGGCGUUGAGAAGGAUGGCGUGAAGCAGGAUACUUGCUUUGAACAGGAUGGCGCUGCUAGAAGGAAGCGAAAGCAUAAGGGCUACAAAUAA
Lasiodiplodia theobromae is the source of this 789-nucleotide messenger RNA. Its product is annotated as Helicase. The coding region runs from base 1 to 789 and encodes 262 amino acids. The transcript has 3 exons. The record is from RefSeq and is a predicted model, not a curated record. Lineage: Eukaryota; Fungi; Ascomycota; Dothideomycetes; Botryosphaeriales; Botryosphaeriaceae.